Messenger RNA from Pseudoliparis swirei, 10316 nucleotides. It is a transcript of the gene col12a1a, whose product is annotated as collagen, type XII, alpha 1a. The coding region runs from base 126 to 9350 and encodes 3074 amino acids. The record is from RefSeq and is a predicted model, not a curated record. The transcript is spliced from 66 exons. Gene Ontology annotation, molecular function: protein binding. Lineage: Eukaryota; Metazoa; Chordata; Actinopteri; Perciformes; Liparidae.
GAAAGUUUCACUUUACUUUCUAGAGGGGAGGCUGCACGCAGGCUGCUCUGCAAUUUGGUCUGUCCACUUUUUUUGGGGGGGUUAAAGAGACUGAUUGAUGAUCUGCUGACCCUUCGAGGCCAAACAUGAAGAUAGGGCUGUCACUGGCCGCGGCGGCCUUCCUCGCAGCCCUGCUGUGCUCCACAGAGGCGCAAGUGGAACCCCCCUCAGACUUGAAAUUUAAAAUUCUAAAUGAGAACUCAGUGAAAAUGUCAUGGACAAGACCCUCGUCACAUAUAGAGGGCUUCAGACUACAAGUUGUAUCAGAUGCAGAUGAACCGGUGAGAGACUUUACCCUUGAUGCCUAUGCCACGUCGACCUCAAUCACUGACCUGACCCCUGACUUGGACUACUCUGUGUCCAUAAACUCCUAUUAUGGGUCAGAUGAGAGCAUUCCUAUCUUUGGACAACUGACCAUCCAGUCCAGUAACACCACUGGACGGGUCAGGAAGCCGGAGUCAAAUGCAAUCAAGUGUUCGAUCAGUGCAAUAGUAGAUUUGGUUUUUCUGGUGGACGGCUCAUGGAGUGUGGGCAGAGAAAACUUUAAGCACAUCCGUAGUUUCAUCACCGCCCUGGCAGGGGCCUUUGACAUUGGCGAGGAAAAGACCCGUGUGGCCGUGGUUCAGUACAGUACAGACACCCGCACAGAGUUCCCUCUCACCCGUUACAGCAGAAGAGGAGAUCUGCUCCAAGCCAUCAACUCCCUGCCAUACAAAGGCGGAAAUACAAUGACAGGUGAUGCCAUAGACUACCUGCUGCAGAACAUCUUUACAGAGGCAUCUGGAUCCAGGAAAGGUUUUCCUAAGGUCGCCAUGAUCAUCACUGACGGAAAAUCCCAGGACCCUGUGGAGGAGUAUGCUAAAAGGCUUCGGAACAUUGGAGUGGAAAUAUUUGUCCUAGGUAUCAAAGGAGCAGAUGAGGAUGAGCUAAGAGAAAUGGCCUCCACACCUCACAGCAAACAUGUGUACAAUGUCCCCAACUUUGACAUGGUCCAAGAGGUAGAGAAGAAGAUUAUCACUGAGGUGUGCUCAGGUGUUGAUGAGCAGCUCGGCUCACUGGUCAGUGGGGAAGAAAUGGUGUAUCCAGCCUCUAACCUGCAAGUCACAGAAAUGGCAUCGAAAUCAAUGAGGGUGACAUGGGACGCCUCCCCGGAUGAUAUCACAGGCUACAAGAUCACCCUCAACCCCAUGCUACCUGGAAUGAAACGCCAAGAGCUCUACAUCGGUUCCAAGCAGACGUCCAUCAAUAUCCGUGACCUUUCUCCAGAGACCGAGUAUGAGAUCAGCCUCUAUGCCCUCAAAGGUCUGACUCCCAGUGAAGCCACCACAGAAAUGGGGAAGACCCAGCCAGUCAAAGUGUCAACAGAGUGCUCUCUGGGAGUGGAUGUGCAGGCUGAUGUGGUCCUACUGGUUGACGGCUCGUACAGUAUUGGAUUACAAAACUUCGCCAAAGUCCGUGCCUUCUUGGAGGUUCUGGUCACUUCUUUUGACAUUGGACCCAACAAGGUUCAGAUUAGCUUGGUCCAAUACAGUCGCGAUCCACACACUGAGUUUGCCCUCAACACUCACCAUCACAUUAAUGCUGUUGUCAAAGCUGUGCGCACGUUCCCCUACCGUGGAGGCUCCACUAACACUGGCAGGGCCAUGAAUUAUGUCAAAGAAAAGAUCUUCGUCUCUUCCCGUGGAGCCAGACAGAAUGUCCCCCGUGUCAUGGUCCUGAUCACAGAUGGAAAGUCAUCAGACUCCUUUCAGGACGCGUCAGUCGGCCUGAGGAGUAUUGAUGCGGAGAUCUUUGCCGUUGGCGUGAAGGAUGCAGUGAGGUCAGAGCUUGAGGCAAUUGCUAAUCAACCAUCAGACACUCAUGUGUUUGAGGUGGAGGACUUUGAUGCUUUCCAGAGGAUCUCAAAGGAGCUGACUCAGUCCAUUUGUCUGAGGAUUGAACAGGAGCUGCGCAACAUCCAAAAGAAAAGUCUGCUUCCUCCUAAGGACUUGACAUUUUCCGAGAUUACCUCAAGAAGCUUCCGUACCACCUGGACAGCUCCUACCACCAACGUCAUGGGUUACCUGGUGCGUUUCCGCAAGGCUGAAGAUGUCACUGGAGACUACAUUUCCAUGGCGGUGCCUGGUGAUUCCAACACAGUCAUUCUGCCUCAUCUCUUCCCCAUCACCGCUUACGAGGUCAACGUCUUUGCUCAGUAUGACAAAGGAGACAGUUUUGCUUUGAGUGGUGAAGAGAUCACUCUCGAUGAGAAAGGAACUGUACGAAACCUACGAGUUACAGAGGAGUCAACCAACAGCUUCAGGGUGUCAUGGCAAGCUGCUCCAGGUCAGGUGAUCAGGUAUCGCCUGACCUAUGUCCCACUGAGUGGUGUUGGGGAAACACUGGAGGCCCAAACCAUUGGAUCAGAGACUGACAUCAUUCUCGAAGAGCUUUUCCCCCUUACCACCUACCGUGUGUCUGUGUCUGCUGAGUACGCCUCAGGCGGAGGAGCCGAGAUGAAAGUAGAUGGAACCACCAAAGAAGUCCGCGGCUCUCCUCGUGACCUUCGUGUUUUUGACGAGACGAUAUCGACAAUGAAACUGGCAUGGCAGGCGGCUCCAGGAAAUGUUCUUCAGUACCGCAUUGCUUUCAAACCUGCUGAGGGCGGGGACAGAAAGGAGAUAUCCGUCAAGGGAGAUACUACCCAGGCGGUGCUGAAGAACCUCCAACCAACCACUGAAUAUGAGCUGUUUGUUAGUGCUAGCUACUCUUCCGGUUUGGGUGGUCCUCUUCUGGGCACAGGAACCACCUUAGAAGAGCUUGGUUCACCCAGAGACUUGGUGACCAAAGACGUCACUGACACCAGUUUUGCUGUGUCUUGGGCCGCGGCCCCCGGCAACAUUCGUCAGUACCGGAUCAGGUGGAAGUCUCUCUUCACGGAAGAGGCUGGGGAAAAGACGAUUCCAGGAGACACCACAGCCACAGUCCUUGACAGUCUCACCCCAGAGACACGCUAUCGGGUCUCCGUGUUUGCCGGCUAUGGCCGUGGAGAGGGUCAGCCAUUAGAUGGAGAAGAAACUACAGAUAUCUCGGCGGCUGGCAGAGCGAUUGUCGUCUCUGAGGAGACGGAGAAAAGCAUGAAGGUGGCAUGGCAACCAGCACCUGGAAAUGUACUCAACUACCGCGUUACCUACAAACCCAAGUCAGGAGGGCGCCAGCUAGCGGCCAAGGCGCCCGGUGGCACCACCUUUACUACGCUGAGACGCCUCACUCCCCUCACCACCUACGAGAUCACCGUUCUGCCAGUCUACCGCUCUGGAGAAGGCAAAGCAAGGCAAGGAGAAGGAACAACACUUUCACCUUACAAAGGACCAAGGAACCUCCAGACUUCAGAGCCUGCCAAGACCAGUUUCCGUGUGACCUGGGACCCUGCCCCUGGCGAUGUUAAGGGCUACAAAGUCAUCUUCCACCCUUCAGGCGAAGACAUUGACCUGGAACAACUUCUGGUUGGUCCCUAUGACACCACUGUGGUCCUAGAGGAGCUGAGAGCUGGUACCAAAUACACAGUGAAUGUGUUUGGUAUGUUUGAUGGAGGAGAAAGUAUGCCAUUGGCUGGAGAGGAGAAAACCACUCUCGUCGAUACACCUGAGCCUCCUCCUUAUGUGGUAUCAGAAGUGACUUGUAAGACCAAUGCACAAGCUGACAUUGUGCUGCUGGUCGAUGGCUCCUGGAGUAUUGGACGUCUCAACUUCAAGACCAUCCGUUCCUUCAUCGCCCGCAUGGUGGGAGUCUUUGACAUUGGCCCUGAAAGGGUCCAAAUUGGUCUUGCUCAGUACAGCGGAGACCCAAAGACCGAAUGGCACUUGGAUGCUCAUAGCAACCGGGACUCUCUCCUGGAUGCUGUGGCUAACCUGCCCUACAAGGGAGGAAACACUCUGACUGGUCUGGCUUUGAACUACCUCCUCCAGAACAAUUUCAAAGAGAACGUUGGGAUGCGACCCAAAGCCAGAAAGAUCGGUGUGUUGAUCACUGAUGGAAAAUCCCAGGACGAUGUCAUCUUCAACUCUCAGAGCUUGCGUGAUCAGGGCAUUGAGCUCUACGCCAUCGGUGUGAAGAAUGCUGAUGAGAAUGAGUUGAGGUCUAUCGCCACUGAUCCGGAUACUAUUCACAUGUACAACGUGGCUGACUUCUCCUUCCUGCUGGAAAUCGUUGACAGCCUCACGGACAACCUCUGUAACAGUGUCAAGGGACCAGGAGGUGCACCCGAUGCUCCAACUGACCUGGUGACAUCACAGGUGACACACCAAUCCUUCAGAGCCACCUGGAUGGCCCCUGAUGGCCCCGUGGAGAAGUAUCGUGUGGAGUACAUGUCUGUGUCUGGACACCCACAACAGGUGUUUGUGGAUGGCUCUGAGACCACGGUGGUUCUCCAGAGGCUCAACCCUCUGACAAAGUACCUGAUCAACGUCUACUCAGUGGAAGGAGAGGAGAGCAGCGAGCCUCUCAAAGGAUCUGAGACCACACUGCCCCUGACUGCUGUGAGACACAUGCACAUCCAUGACAAGCAGACUACCACCAUGCGGGUGAGAUGGGAGCAGGCAGAGGGUGCCACUGGCUACAUGUUGCUCUACAGCGCCAUCAAUGCUACGCAGCCCACCCAGGAGCAGGAGAUCAGAGUGGGAGGAGACACAACAGACGUCCAGCUGGUGAAGUUACUCCCCGACACGGCCUACUCACUCUCCCUCUUAGCGCUGCAUGGAGAGUCACCAAGUGAACCGCUGACCAAGCAGGGUGUCACAUUGCCCCUGGCACCUGCGGGCAAACUGGUGGUUCGCGACGUCACCCACAGCAGCAUAAGGCUCUUCUGGGAUGCUGCUCCUGGUCUCGUUCGCAAGUACCUCAUCACCUACAAGCCUGAGGAUGGAGAUGCAAAAGAACUGGAAGUGGAAGGAGGUGUGACCACCAGACAAUUAGAAAACCUGGUCUCACAGACUGAGUACGGCCUGGCUGUCACUCCGAUCUACGAUGAGGGACCCGGUCAGCCAAUGUUGGGAGAUGCAAUCACUGAUGUGGUUCCUGCCCCACAGAACCUGCGACUCACAGAGGCUACACAGAGCAGCUUCAGAGCCAGCUGGGACCACGGAGCCUCUGACGUGGCUUUGUACCGCAUCGGCUGGAACAAGAAGGGAGAAGCUAACUUACAAUAUUCCAUUCUGAACCACGAUGAGACAACCCACGUUCUGCAGAACUUGGACCCGGACUCUCCCUACGACGUGUCUGUCACCGCCAUCUAUCCAGAUGAAUCAGAGAGCGAGGAUCUGCUGGGCACUGAGAGGACAUUGCCUCUAGGGUCAACAAGUGGUGGUAGAAGACUACCUCUUGGACCUCCGACCAACUUGGUUGUGUUCAACGAAACCACCACCACUUUGAACACCAGGUGGAAUCCGGCUCCAGGCCGAGUCCAGAACUACAGGAUCACGUACGUCCCCACAGCUGGAGGCAAGAGCCAGACUACCCAGGUUGGAGGGAAGAGAACUACCGUCCUGCUUCCCAAGCUGACCCCUGACACUGAAUACUCCAUGUCCGUGGUGGCGGUCUAUGCCAAAGCAGUCAGCAAGGAGCUGAAUGGCCUUGGAAAGACCAAGCCUUUGGGCGGUGUUAGGAACCUGCGUGUCACCGACCCCACUACCAGCACCCUGAAUGUCCAGUGGCAGCCUGCUGAAGGCACCGUGCGUCAUUACAAGGUUUUCUACGUCCCUGUAGAUGGAGGACAGGAAGAGAGGGUCCAGGUCUCAGGCAGCACCUUCAACGCUGUGCUGAAGAACCUGCGGUCUGAUACUGUCUACACAGCAACUGUGGUUCCGGUCUACUCUGCUGGAGAGGGACAACGCAUGUCUGAGAAUGGAAAAACCUUAGUGGUGCGUAGCCCCGUCAGGAACAUCCAGGUUUUUAACCCCACCACCAACACGAUGAACGUUCGCUGGGAGGCUGCCACGGGCCCAGUCCAACAGUACCGGGUGGUCUAUUCUCCACUGACUGGCGCCAGGCCCUCUGAGUCGAUUUUGGUGCCAGGGACCAUCAACGAGGCCCUGCUGCAGCAGCUGCUCCCAGACACCGACUACAAUGUUGGAGUGGUUGCACUGUAUAGCGAUGGCGAAGGACCCACUAUUAGUGAUGCCGGAAAGACACUUCCCCGCAGUGGUCCAAGGAACAUGCGUGUGUAUGACCCCACCACAAGUACUCUCUCUGUGAGCUGGCAACAUGCCGAAGGCCCUGUCAUGCAAUACCGCAUCACCUAUGCCCAGACCACAGGAGACCCCAUCGAGGAAUUUACUGUCGUACCGGGAAACAGAAACUAUUUGAUCCUGCAGAACCUUGAUCCAGACACUCCUUAUCAUAUCAAAGUGACUGCCAUGUAUGCUAAUGGAGCAGGAGGGCAGCUGGAAGGAGACGGACACACAGUGGGUAUGCUCGGACCCAGGAAUCUACGUGUUUCGGAUGAGUGGUACACCCGCUUCAGGGUGUCCUGGGACCCUGCCCCCUCCAAGGUUACCGGAUACAAGCUCAUCUACCAGCCUGAGGGCUCUGACGAGUCCGCAGAGGUGUUUGCUGGAGACGUGACCUCCCACCAACUGCAUAACCUGAAACCUGGAACAACCUAUGACCUGAAAGUGUUGGCACAGUAUGAAAUGGGCCUCAGUGCCCCUCUCAUUGGGCAAGGCACCACAUUGUACCUGAACGUGACAGACCUGACCACCUACAACGUUGGCUAUGAGUCCUACUGCAUCCGAUGGACCGCUCACAGAGCAGCCACCUCCUACAGACUCAAACUCAAUCCUAUUGAUCCCUCCAACAAAGGAGCUCACGAGAUCACCGUCAGAGGCUCGGAGAGUAAUUACUGCUUUGAUGGCUUGACCCCUGACUCCCUCUACGACGCCACAGUGUACACCCAAACCCCCAACCUGGAGGGACCUGGAGUUAAAGUAAAGGAGAGGACAUUGGUCAAACCCACAGAGGUGCCAACAGAGCCUCCCACCCCCCCUGCUCCUGCAUCAGUGCCCCCAGCGCUCGAUGUGUGCAGAGGUGCCAAGGCAGAUGUGGUCUUCCUCAUUGAUGGUUCCUGGAGCAUUGGAGAUGAGAGCUUCAACAAGGUCAUCCAGUUUGUCAAGAGCAUGACUGGAGCCUUCGAUGUCAUCAGCCCUAGUGGCAUGCAGGUUUCAUUUGUGCAGUUCAGCGAUGACGCCAAGACUGAGUUCAAACUGAACACCUACCAGGACAAGGGCGUAGUGAUAGCAGCUCUGCAGUCUGUGCGCUACAGAGGAGGCAACACCAAGACAGGCAUCGCUCUGAAGCACGUCUAUGAGAAGGUGUUCACCUCAGACAGCGGCAUGAGGAGGAACGUGCCAAAGGUGCUGGUGGUGGUCACAGAUGGGCGUUCCCAGGACGACGUCAAGAAGAGUGCAGAGAAACUGCAGCACUCUGGCUACAGUGUGUUCGUGGUUGGAGUUGCCGAUGUUGACAUGUCGGAGUUGAGAGUUAUCGGCAGCAAGCCCAGUGAGAGACAUGUGUUUGUGGUGGACGACUACGACGCUUUUGCCAAGAUCCAGGACAACCUGAUCACCUUCAUCUGUGAAACAGCCACUUCCACAUGCCCUCUGAUCUACAUCAAUGGGUUCACAACACCUGGCUUCAGGAUGCUGGAAGCUUUCAACAUGACAGACCGGACAUUCGCUGGCAUGAACGGUGUGUCCAUGGAGUCGGGCUCCUUCAACAGCUACAUCGCCUACAGGCUGCACAAGGAUUCCUUCCUCAACCAGCCCACAAAGGAAAUCCAUCCGGAGGGUCUUCCCCCAUCCUACACCAUCACCCUGCUCUUCCGCCUCCUGCCCGACACGACCUCGGAAGCUUUCGAUAUCUGGCAGAUUGCAGACAAAAACAACAACCCCCAGGUCGGGGUCACCGUCAACCCUUCCAGCAAAACAAUCACGUUCUACAACAAGGACACCCGAGGAGAGAUCCAGAGAGCCACGUUUAAUGAGGAGCAAGUGAAGCGGGUUUUCCAUGGGAGCUUCCACAAGCUCCACAUCAGCAUCUCUGCAGAGAAAGUCAAGCUCAACUUGGACUGCCAGGAGGUGGCAGAGAAGCCCAUCAAAGAGGCCAACAACAUCACGCUGGACGGCUAUGAAGUGCUUGGCAAGUUGGCCAAGUCUGGAGGUGGAAGGAGACAGUCUGCGACAUUCCAGCUCCAGAUGUUCGAUAUUGUCUGCAGCUCGAGCUGGAUCAGCCGAGACAAGUGCUGCGACCUGCCCGCCACAAGAGACGAGGCCAAGUGCCCAUCCCUUCCCCACUCGUGCACAUGCACACAGGAUAGCAUUGGCCCUCAGGGUCCUCCUGGACAUUCGGGCGGCCCGGGUUCUAAGGGACCACGAGGUGAUAGAGGAGAACACGGCAAUCCCGGUCCAGUGGGUCCACGCGGAGAACUAGGACCCCCAGGCUCAAUGGGACCACCGGGACCACAGGGCCCCAACGGACUGUCUCUACCCGGAGAGCCUGGUCGCAUGGGACCAAAGGGAGAUCCUGGAGACCCGGGCCUGUCUGGCCUGCAAGGUUCUCCUGGGCAUCGUGGUCCUCUGGGCCCCGCCGGACCAAGCGGAGUGCGGGGGCCACCAGGAAAGGAGGGACCAUCUGGACCCAGAGGCCCAUCAGGGCCCAUGGGAAACCCUGGAAAUCCAGGUGUACCAGGAAUGACUGGUAAACCGGGGAAAUCAGGAGACACGGGAAACCCAGGAACUCUCGGCCAUAAGGGAGAGAAAGGAGAGAGGGGAGACUUUGCAUCCCAGAACAUGAUGCGAUCUAUCGCCAGACAAGUGUGUGAGCAGCUUGUGAACAGUCAGAUGAGCCAAAUUGACAUGAUGGUCAACCAGAUUCCCUCUGGGUAUCGUAACAACAAUCCGGGGCCAGCUGGUCCUCCUGGACCUACUGGCAACCAGGGAUCUCGUGGAGAGCCCGGACAAGCUGGUCGAAGUGGUUUCCCCGGAAACUCAGGUUUACCUGGAAGUCCAGGAGAAAGAGGUUUGGCCGGAGCGAAGGGAGAGAGAGGAUCUCCAGGAACUGGAAUCAGAGGACAAAGAGGUGUCAAUGGGCCCCCAGGACAACAAGGAGGGUCAAGAACUGGACCCCCAGGUGCUUCUGGCUCCUCUGGGCCUCGUGGAUCUCCAGGUCGCCAGGGUAAUUCUGGCGUGAGGGGACCACCAGGACCCACUGGAUAUUGCGACUCCUCUCAGUGUGUUGGCAUUCCUUACAAUGGACAAGGAUAUACAGGUGUGGCAUAGCAAACGUUCUAAGUCACCUGUGCCGCUUGCUCUUUGAAGUCCUGUUUCUGAGAUGUUGGCCCACUUGCUAUGGGCCAUGUAAGGAUAAUCCCACGGAAAUAAUUAUUGAACACUAAACACAAACAAUACGAAAGCCCACAAAAAAAAAAACAGAACGGAGCAGACUGGCACUAACAUCAUCUCACAAGCUACAGUGAUGGCAACCUGCUGGCCUGUUUGCAUCUUGAACCACAACCCGUUGGGAAAAAAACAAAAAAAAGCAGGGACUGAGCAUUUCUACAAUGGAAGGAGCAUGUACAAAUACCACCCCAAACAACUACUAACACAGAGGAGUUCAUACCUGAAAGCAAUGUUAAUGUAGCGGUGAUAUGUGUAAAUAAAACUAAUUUUGGUGCUUUGUAAAUGAUUGUAUGAACCAGGACAUGUUACUAAAAAAAAAAAAACCAUUUAACAUCUGUAUUGAGCUUGUGCCUCAUAACACUCUGCUUACUUACCACCAGCAUAACCUCUGUUUAAGUGACUUAGACAGCUCUGGUCCAUGAAGCAUCUUCCUUGUGUAAUUUUAAUCAUAACGUGCAGGUUGGCCAAAUCAGUGCUGAAUAUUGCUCUCCUGCUAUUUGUGUUUUUUUUGGUAGUAUGAGCUGGUUAUUUUACUACGUCUUAUUAUCCAAUAGCUCGAUGGAUUUUAUUGUAAAUGUUAUCACAACAUUUGGAACUGUUUUUUUGUUUUUAUUUAGCUUGUUAUGGUACUUGGGGAAGCAAUAGUAAGACACAUGGUAUUUGUUUGGAAUUCCAAAGUGCAAUAUAAUUUAAAUUGUGCAUGUGUAAAGUUUAAGACGGAAUCCUUUUUUUAUUGGCCGUCCCGAAUAUUUUUCUAGCCAACAACUACCAGCCUGGACCUGAGGUAGAGACCCUAACUGUGGAGCCAGCUGGAGAUUUUCAGGCGAUACAAUCACCCGGUUACUC